Molecule: messenger RNA, 1423 nt
Organism: Anoplopoma fimbria (sablefish)
Lineage: Eukaryota; Metazoa; Chordata; Actinopteri; Perciformes; Anoplopomatidae
Gene: taf7
Product: TAF7 RNA polymerase II, TATA box binding protein (TBP)-associated factor
Exons: 12
Coding region: 135-1220 (361 amino acids)
Biological process (GO): RNA polymerase II preinitiation complex assembly; transcription initiation at RNA polymerase II promoter
Cellular component (GO): transcription factor TFIID complex
Molecular function (GO): RNA polymerase II general transcription initiation factor activity
Source: RefSeq, a predicted model, not a curated record
CAGUCCACCGUCUCCAUUCGUAUUCGGCCAUCACUGUAAGCUUCGUGUGACGCUAGCUAGGCUGUGUUGUUUUUUAAUCACAAACAACACAGCUGUGAGUUAUUACUAUCGUCGUCUAAAUUACCAAAACGAAGAUGACGUCUAAAGUUAAAGGGAAGGUCGGCUCAAAGAAUAAGGAGGAUGCUCCCUAUGAGUUGGAGAGCCAGUUCGUCCUGAGGCUUCCUUCGGAGUACGCCUCAACAGUGAGAAGGAUUGCCCAGUCAAGCAGUAUGAACAUUAAAGACAGACUCACCAUUGAGUUGCACCCUGAUGGUCGUCAUGGCAUAGUAAGAGUAGACCGCGUCCCUUUGGCCUGCAAACUGGUGGAUCUGCCCUGUAUGAUUGAGUCUCUGAAAACAGUGGACAAGAAGACAUUUUACAAGACUGCUGAUGUUUGCCAGAUGCUGGUAUGUACACUAGAUGGAGACCUUUACCCUCCUUUAGAGGAACCAACUGGAACCGACCCCAAGAGCAAGAAGAAGGACAAAGACAAAGACAAGAAAUUUGUUUGGAACCAUGGCAUCACCUGCCCUCUGAAGAAUACACGCAAGAGAAGAUUUCGGAAAACUGCGAAAAAGAAGUACAUUGAAUCUCCUGAUGUGGAAAAGGAGGUGAAGAGAUUGCUGAGCACAGACGCUGACGCUGUCAAUGUCCGCUGGGAAAUCAUAGCAGAAGAUGAGUCCAAGGAAGCAGAUCAGCACAGCUCUCUGGCCAACCUGGACUCCUCGCCUGGUACCUCGGGACACAAGAUGGGUCACGGGUCCUCUGCCCAGCGUGACGAACUGCGGGAGAUCUUCAACGACAUCAGCAGCUCCAGUGAGGACGAGGAAGACGAAGGGGACCGGCAAGAGGACGAGGACCUGAAUAUCAUGGACACGGAGGAUGAUCUGGUCCGACAGCUCCAAGAGAAACUCAACGAGUCUGAUUCUGCUCAGCAUGAGAGUGAUAGAAACAACCAGAUAGUUAUGGAGUACCAGUUGCAGAUCAAUAGCGUCAAAGCCAAGCUUCAGGACACACGUGCCCGAAAGAAACAGCAGGAGGAGCUCAUCAUGAAGGUGGAAAAUCAGGCCCUCAAAAACCGCUUCCAAGCUUUGUUGGAUGAGAUUAUUCAGCAGGAGGAGCGGGAGAUGGAGCAGCUGGCCUCCCUGCAGGAGCAGCUGGACUCACUGAUUGAGAAGUGACCACCAGGGGGCAGCCUCAUGUCAUCUUCAGCCUACCAUACACACACAUGAAGAAGAGGAGGAGGAGGAGGAGAAGAGCCUUCAUCCAGGGAGGAGGGAGUGUUUAUUAGCUGAAUUGCUGUGUCAUUCUUUUUCGUUUAUCUCCACACAAUAUGCAUACAGCUUACUGAUUCAUGUAUUAAAAUUCUUUUUUCUUUUCUUAA